UUAUAAAAACACCUAAACAUACACACACAGAACAUAACCUCAACUUAAAGCCGAAAAAUGUCAGUGUCAAUUAAGGUUUCAUUUCUUCUUCUAUUUGCUUUUAUAAACUUUUCACGAAGCCAGUUACCUUUUGAUUUUUCAAAAAAGGGUCACACAAAUAAUUGGGCGGUGUUAGUUGAUACAAGUCGGUUUUGGUUUAAUUACAGACAUGUCGCAAAUGUUUUAUCAAUUUAUAGAAGCGUUAAAAGGUUGGGUAUACCCGACAGUCAAAUUAUAUUGAUGAUUGCUGAUGAUAUGGCUUGCAACCCAAGAAACCCGAGACCAGCGACUGUGUUCAACAAUGCUAACCAGCAUAUUAAUGUUUAUGGGGAUGAUGUUGAAGUAGAUUAUAGAGGAUAUGAGGUAACUGUUGAGAAUUUUGUUCGUCUACUCACUGGUAGACUGCCACCAGGGACCCCUCGUUCCAAACAACUGUUAACUGAUGAAGGCAGUAAUGUUUUGGUAUAUUUAACUGGCCACGGAGGUGAUGGAUUCCUAAAAUUCCAAGAUUCUGAAGAAAUAACCAGCCAAGAAAUGGCCGAUGCUUUGGAACAAAUGUGGCAAAAACAAAGGUAUCAUGAAACAUUUUUUAUGAUCGAUACUUGCCAGGCUGCCUCUAUGUAUGAAAGAUUUUAUUCUCCUAAUAUUUUGGCUGUUGGUAGUAGUUUAAUUGGAGAAGAUUCAUUAUCUCACCAUGUUGAUCCUGCUAUUGGAGUUUAUAUUAUUGAUAGGUAUACAUACUAUGCUUUGGACUUUUUGGAAAGUGUAGAUCCACAAAGUAAUAAGUCCAUGGGAGAAUUUCUCAAAGUUUGUCCAAAAUCCGUUUGCAUUUCAACAGUUGGAGUAAGAAAAGAUUUAUUCAGAAGAAACCCAGAUCAUGUACCAAUAACAGACUUCUUUGGAUCUGUAAGGCCAGUGGAAUUAAUUACUGAAAUUCCAAAAUUGUUACCCAAACCAAAUAUUGCUAAACCAAAAAAUAUAACCAUUGAAAAACCAAAGAAAUACAGAUAUAUACCACAGCUAGUCAAUUUUGAUUCCUUUAAGGAAAAGUAGU
Molecule: messenger RNA, 1093 nt
Organism: Brassicogethes aeneus
Lineage: Eukaryota; Metazoa; Arthropoda; Insecta; Coleoptera; Nitidulidae
Source: the annotation of a GenBank genome assembly